Messenger RNA from Indicator indicator, 1891 nucleotides. RefSeq names its product myocyte enhancer factor 2C (gene MEF2C). The record is from RefSeq and is a predicted model, not a curated record. Gene Ontology annotation, biological process: heart development; positive regulation of transcription by RNA polymerase II; cell differentiation. The transcript is spliced from 12 exons. Gene Ontology annotation, molecular function: RNA polymerase II cis-regulatory region sequence-specific DNA binding; histone deacetylase binding; DNA-binding transcription factor activity, RNA polymerase II-specific. Lineage: Eukaryota; Metazoa; Chordata; Aves; Piciformes; Indicatoridae. Bases 381 to 1832 code for a protein of 483 amino acids.
CCCAAACUGGGGGUUUCUCUUCAAAGCCAGCUGGUCUGGCUUUAUUCUACAGGAAUUUUUUUACCUGCCAGUUUCACCACCGAAACCCUCAGCAGGUGCUGACGGGUACAACUUCCUGGAGAAGCAGAAGAAGGGCGCUGGUGCCGAACAAGAAUUGUAAACUGUGAAGUAACUACUAUGGGAAAGAUUAAGUAAAGCAUUGGAGGCGGAUGAUUUUGACAAUAAAGAGGGUGUAUGUGGAGCGGAUGCAGGGGACUGUGAAUUGAGUAGUGCAAGUGCUGAAGAAGGAGGUUUGUUUUGAGGAAACGGGAAAGAGGAAGAAAAGAGAAGGGAAAAAUACAUAAUUUUAAGGAAGAAGGAGAGAAAAAAAAACGGGGACUAUGGGGAGAAAAAAGAUUCAGAUUACAAGGAUUAUGGAUGAACGUAACAGACAGGUGACAUUUACGAAGAGGAAAUUUGGGUUAAUGAAGAAGGCUUAUGAGCUGAGUGUUCUGUGUGACUGUGAGAUUGCUCUGAUCAUCUUCAACAGCACCAACAAACUGUUCCAGUAUGCCAGCACUGACAUGGACAAAGUGUUGCUGAAAUACACCGAGUACAAUGAGCCACAUGAGAGUCGAACGAAUUCGGAUAUUGUUGAGACGUUGAGAAAGAAAGGACUUAAUGGCUGUGACAGUCCAGAUCCCGAUGCAGACGAUUCAGCAUUGAACAAGAAAGAAAACAAAGGUUGUGAAAGCCCCGAUCCUGACUCCUCUUACGCUCUCACCCCACGCACUGAAGAAAAAUACAAAAAAAUUAAUGAAGAAUUUGAUAAUAUGAUCAAGAGCCAUAAAAUACCUGCUGUUCCACCACCAAACUUUGAGAUGCCAGUUUCUAUCCCAGUGUCCAACCACAACAGUUUGGUAUACAGUAACCCAGUCAGCUCCCUGGGUAACCCCAACCUUUUGCCACUGGCUCAUCCUUCUUUGCAAAGAAAUAGCAUGUCUCCUGGCGUGACACAUCGGCCUCCGAGUGCAGGUAACACAGGUGGCCUGAUGGGUGGGGACCUCACAACCGGUGCAGGCACCAGUGCAGGGAAUGGAUAUGGCAACCCCCGCAACUCACCAGGUCUGCUGGUCUCACCUGGCAAUUUGAACAAGAAUAUGCAAGCAAAAUCUCCGCCUCCAAUGAAUUUGGGAAUGAACAACCGUAAACCAGAUCUCCGUGUGCUUAUUCCACCUGGCAGCAAGAACACCAUGCCAUCAGUGAAUCAGAGGAUAAAUAACUCCCAGUCUGCUCAGUCAUUGGCUACUCCAGUGGUUUCCGUAGCAACUCCUACUCUACCAGGGCAAGGGAUGGGAGGAUACCCAUCAGCCAUCUCAACAACAUAUGGUACUGAAUAUUCUCUGAGUAGUGCAGAUAUAUCAUCUCUCUCUGGGUUUAAUACAGCCAGUGCUCUUCAUCUUGGCUCUGUGACUGGCUGGCAACAGCAACACCUACAUAACAUGCCACCAUCUGCCCUCAGCCAAUUGGGAGCUUGCACUAGCACUCAUUUAUCUCAGAGUACAAAUCUCUCCCUGCCUUCUACUCAAAGCCUCAACAUCAAGUCAGAACCUGUUUCUCCUCCUAGAGACCGUACCACCACACCCUCGAGAUACCCACAGCACACGCGCCAUGAGGCGGGGAGAUCUCCUGUUGACAGUUUGAGCAGCUGUAGCAGUUCCUACGAUGGAAGUGACCGAGAAGACCACCGGAACGAAUUCCACUCCCCCAUUGGACUCACCAGACCUUCGCCGGACGAAAGGGAAAGCCCCUCUGUCAAGCGCAUGCGGCUCUCUGAAGGAUGGGCGACAUGAUAACAUUAUUUACCUAAUCAGUUGUUUGUUUGUUUUGUUUUUUUUUUUCUUGCAGUGUG